UCGUGGAGCGUAUAAAAGGAGGGCUGGUGAUCGAUCAGCUCAAGUGCUCAAACCCUCUCAAGUUUCAUCAUCACCCAACACAAUCGCAAGCAGCUAGCAACAGGGCCAACCCGACGAACGUGAGAUGGCGGCAGCCGUAGAGGAGGCCUUCCCGAUCGGGUUCACGAAGGGGAUACGGUCCUACUGGCGAAGCCGCAAGUACCAUAGCGUGGACAGCAGCGCGGCGGGCCGCGGCACGAGCAACCUGGUGCGGCUCGGGGGCGGAAGCGGCAGCGGCAGCGACGGCGGGGCGUGGGCCGUGCGGCUGGGAGGCAUGUUCCGCACGCGCGUCAAGGCGGCGGCGCCCGCGGCGACGACGACCGCCGUGGCGAAGGUACCCGCGCGCGUGCUGGGGCGGGUACGGGACGCGUACGUGGACGCCAUGGUCGGCGUGGCCAAGAAGCAGGCGGCCGCGGCGCUGUCGCAGCCGGGAGCCGGGACGACGGAGGCGCUGUGGCAGAAGCGCGUGCCGGUACGACGGUCGCGCGGGCAGAGCAAGAAGCAGCUGCGGCAGAAGGCGGACGAGCUCGGGCAGAGACUGGUCAUGGAGAUGUACAAGUCCGUCCUCGCGUCGAGGGACCUCUCCAGCAUGCUCCAGGCAUCAAGGGCGCAAUAGCAUGCAACACUACAUCGUGCAAAAGUGAUGCAUCCGCGCAAGCUUAACGUGAACUAACGGCUGUAUAUAAGGAGAUGUACAUAUGUUUGUUGCACAAUAUGCAUGGCCAGACCGGCUAGAAGACACUUAUUAGACGCUCAUAACCCUUGGAUUCCCUUUCAUCCCUAGAAAAGAAAAUCCGUGUUCCCUUCUGUUGCUUUUUAAGUUGCUUCUGCUUCAUCUAUAUAUGUCCAGGAUCCCUUCUUGUCUGUAUAUCCAAUUUUAAGCAUGGUUGGCGCUGCCGUGCCACCUACAUAACGUGAGUUGAAUUGAUCUUUCUUUCUA
This is a messenger RNA of Oryza sativa Japonica Group (Japanese rice), 979 nucleotides long. RefSeq lists its product as uncharacterized. Lineage: Eukaryota; Viridiplantae; Streptophyta; Magnoliopsida; Poales; Poaceae. The record is from RefSeq and is a predicted model, not a curated record.